GUAAUUUUACAGAUAUGGCAUGCAGUAGACUAGCAAUCAAUAUGAACUCUUAUGUGGCCUCCAGGCUUACUGCAGCGGCACAAUUCACAUUGAGAUAUAGUAUCUAUCCUUCUCCUGUCAGUAUCUCUGAAAUGACUUCAGCUCAAGCUCUAAUAAUCACCAUAUUUCAUUCCUUCUUGUAUAAAGACAUUGAAACAAUCCAUAGUUUACUUUCUAUUAGUAAAUUUCUUCCUCAACUUAGAUCAUCCUUUAUCCAAGUUUGGCUCAGAGAUGAUUUCAACUUCCAAAGAAAAGAUGUUGCUAAAGUUUUGUCUGCAGUCGCUCAUUUCAUCCAGGACCAAGGACCGAUUAUACCUGAUUCAAUUCUAUUUGCUAUCUGUGGGUUGGAAGAGAAAUACGACAUCUUCAACUUCUUUCAACAGAAUGGGGAUGAGUUUGGUCAGCAACUAUUAGCUUACCUCAAUCCAUUGGUCAGUCGUGGUACUCAAGUGGAACAACAUCUCUUACAGGAAUCAGAAGAAAAGUGGAAGGCCAAAAUUUCACCGAAUGACUUACAAAGAACCAAUCAGCAAAAACUAAUGCAAUCAUUGCAUUUUGAUGAACUUGACUUGGCAAAGUGUCCACCGAUUCGACCACCAAGGAGAAACAGACUAAGGAGAUCUGGUACUUUGCCACCAUCUUCCAAGUUCAGACAUAAUUAUGCAGAAAGACUCGAGUCAGAAGAGGUACAAAGAAACGUGAUCUCCACACCAGCUACGGACCAGCCAUCAGCUCCCACACUUUCAACGGCUAUUCAGUUACGCUUGGAAUCUGCCCUGGAAACUGGUGAUCCUUCUUCUAUCGAGCAGGCCCUUAAUGCUGGAGCCAAUCCCAAUCUCACAAUCAGAAGUGUUUACAGUUCACCACUGCUCUAUGCUGCUAGUAAAGGCCUCGAUACCGUUCUCAGAGUUCUUCUGCGUUAUGGGGCAGAUGUCAAUGCCUGUGAUCAACUAGGUUGGGGUCCGCUGCACACAGCUACAUAUUACGGACAUCUCUCUUCAGUACAGAUUCUCUUGGAUGCUGGUGCUAGGUCUAGAAAUGAUAAAAUCUCUCCUCUCCAGAUUGCUGUGGCCAGGAAUCAUAAAGAGAUUGUUAAACUACUCAUUCGUUAUAUAUCUACAGAAGUAUGAUAAACAAUAUUCUUAGGUAAAAUAUAAUCAAAUCAUUCCUCUAAUUUUAUGUUGUUUACUGAAUAAGAAUGAUGCAUUUUCAUAGCCGUAACUCUAUAUGGCACUUGUACACUUUAGUGCAAAAUUAAAUCUUUGGCAUAUUAUUUCCUUUUCCUUAGUAAUUUUAAUAAUACAUUUACUUGGUACAAAAAAAAAGAAUAUUGUUAGUUUGAAUCUAUUUUAGCACACACAUAUACAUGGUGUACCAAAAACGUUGCGAAUUUUGCUCUUCAUUUGGGUAAAAAUAAAGUCUGCAUUAACCAUCAUCUCAAAUUUAUUGGUUUAAUAGAAAAUUAAACUUCAAUAUUUUAUUUUUUUAGUUUUGACUAUUGUUCACAUUAAAAUACUGCCAGCUUUUCCAAAAAUGAUCUUUCUCAAAUCUGAAGUUUUACUAAUGAUAUAGUUGGUAUUAGUUAGAAAUAUGAUUUAUAUAAUAUCAUAUAUUGAUUGGCAUAAUAAUCAACUAUUCCAAGUAUGCAUGAUAAUCAAAGUCUUCUAUCUCUUACCAUAACUUAUAAUAUGACAGUGAUGUUAAUUGUAUUUAAAAUUCAAAAAUGGUAUCUUUGUUCCGCAGGCAUAAGAAAUAAAAGAAGUGUUUAAGAAUAUUGUGAUCGUUUUUAUUUGUUUCACAUUGUGCAUCUGAAGAUAUGAUGUAUCCUAUCAAUAUGCCAAAGUUAACUAUUAAAUACUAUGUGAUACUAUGAUAAAUUAUAAUUAAGAACUUCCUUAUUAAAAGCUGUGUUGUAAUUAAUAUUUUAAACAAAUUUGUGUAAUAUAAACAUAAAAUUUAUUUUAAAAAUUUAUAAUACAACUUGUUUGUAGUUUCUUCUAAUCAAGUUGUAUA
Messenger RNA from Nezara viridula (southern green stink bug), 2052 nucleotides. NCBI's taxonomy places the organism in Eukaryota, Metazoa, Arthropoda, Insecta, Hemiptera, Pentatomidae. The record is from the annotation of a GenBank genome assembly.